Phycodurus eques (leafy seadragon) is the source of this 2138-nucleotide messenger RNA. RefSeq lists its product as uncharacterized. Lineage: Eukaryota; Metazoa; Chordata; Actinopteri; Syngnathiformes; Syngnathidae. Bases 99 to 1859 code for a protein of 586 amino acids. The transcript has 17 exons. The record is from RefSeq and is a predicted model, not a curated record. Gene Ontology annotation, molecular function: carbonate dehydratase activity; zinc ion binding. Gene Ontology annotation, cellular component: plasma membrane.
GGACACAUUUUCCAUUCAGCUUUGGGUGUGUUUCAGUGUUAAUGAAUAGAUAUACUUUAUAUUUUUAGCCAAAAGGGAUUGAACGCCUGAGUUCUAAGAUGCGGGUCUCCUUUACUGUGCUGUGCCUGAGUGUGGUGAUAAAGAUCGCCACUGCAAGUACAUGGUGCUACACAGGCUGCGAUCACACACCCAGCCACUGGCAAGACCUCGAUGGUUCCUUCUGCGGGGGUCAAAGGCAGUCGCCCGUCAAUAUACAGAGCAGCCACGUUGAGAAGGACGAAAAGCUCCACAGCUUCUCUUUUGUCAACUUUUCAUCUCAGCAUACCUUCAAAGCCAUCGUAAAUAAUGGACAUACAGCCAAAUUGUUACUGAAGGACAACGAGGUGGAACUGAGUGGGGGUGGACUCAAUGGCACCUAUUCCACAAUCCAGUUCCAUUUCCACUGGGGCGACAGAGAUCACCAUCCCGGGUCUGAGCACACCAUCGAUGGGCACAGAUACCCAAUGGAGAUGCAUAUUGUGAGUCUGAAGAAAGGUCUGUCAGUGGCGCAGGCCGUCGAAGAUUCAGCCGGCAUCGCCGUUCUGGGCUUCUUCAUUAAUGCGACUGAAGAUGAAAAUGUGUCAAGUCCUUGGAGGGCCUUGACCUCUUACCUUCUGAACAAGACGGACACUGAAGUUAACGUGACGCACCUCAUCUCCAUCGACGACCUCAUUGGGGGCGUGAACCUCGCCAAAUACUACCGCUACAUGGGCUCGCUGACCACCCCCUCCUGCAAUGAAGCGGUCGCCUGGACGGUAUUUCAGGAGCCCAUCGGAGUCAAUAAAAUUCUGCUCCAACAGUUUCCCUUGAAGACAGGCCUUACCAAUGUGUAUCGCCCGGUACAAGACCUCCAUGGACGCCAAGUGUUUUCUUCUCCUGCUGUUAUUCUACCUCCCAGUCAUGUAUGGUGCUAUGCCGAUGACUGCGAGUUCGGUCCUCCCAAGUGGCACCUUCUGCCCGACUCGCACUGCGGUGGCGAGCGCCAGUCGCCAGUCAACAUCGAGGCGCAGAACGCCGUCAAGGACGAGCACCUUGACGGCUUCACUUUUACUAAGUUUGACGACAAACAUGUCAUGAAGUACAUCACAAAUACAGGCCAUACAGUAAAGUUUGUACUGAAGGAGGGUGCAAUGGAGUUGUCUGGGGGCGGCCUGGGUCACGUCUACUCCACUCUCCAGUUCCACUUCCACUGGGGUUCCUUAUCUCCGGGCUCCGAAGGCUCUGAGCACUCGGUCGAUUCCAAAAGAUUCCCAAUGGAGGUGCAUAUUGUGAACAAGAGGAAGGAUUUAACUCUGGAGGAGGCAGUAAACACCACAACUGGCCUGGCAGUGUUGGGAUUCUUUAUUGAGGCUGCAGCAACGGGCAGAAGCAGUGGGGCUGCUGACCAACAUGAAGAUUCGCAAGUCUCCUCUGAUAACUCCUCGGAUGUUUCAAUGACUGGCACCUGGAAAGCACUGAGCAGCUACCUGGCAGCGAUACAAAGCAUCGGGUCACAGGUGGAGGUCUCAGAAGAGCUCUCGCUUGCUGAGCUGCUCGGCGAUGUGGACCUGACCUCUUACUACCGCUACAACGGCUCAUUAACCACACCGUCGUGCAACGAAGCAGUGGUCUGGACCGUCUUUAAAGAGUCAAUUAAGGUGGACCAGAGUCUGCUGACGAUGUUCCCGAACCGGACCGGCUUUCGCGACGUCUUCCGGCCCGCGCAGGCUCUUCGCGGCAGGAAAAUCUACACCACAGCUGGAGGCAGCGCCCUUGCACCAGCUGAACUCUUUCUACUGCUAGUUUUUUUUCUGUCUCUCUCUCCUGUGACUGACAACUGAAGUGUAUUUCUUUAUCUAUCUUGCACUUUUUUUUUUCAUAUUAUAGAGUAUUGCUAUGUGUUCUGGCUGUCCAUUCUUAUUUGUGUUGGCAUGCCAUAAAUCUAGUUGUGUCAGGAUGUAGUUUAAAUUAUUGUGACUAUUUUUACACUUUAUGAGUCCGUCAUAUCCAGAAUGCCAACCUGUAACUAUGACUGAAGCUUAUCAAUCAUCUGUGUGUGUGUGUGGGUGAGUGGGUGGACAAGAUUUCAUGAAAUAAAAUGCAGUGACUGAAACGUACAA